Amphibalanus amphitrite is the source of this 3020-nucleotide messenger RNA. Its product is annotated as mucin-5AC-like. The transcript is spliced from 6 exons. NCBI's taxonomy places the organism in Eukaryota, Metazoa, Arthropoda, Thecostraca, Balanomorpha, Balanidae. The record is from RefSeq and is a predicted model, not a curated record. The coding region runs from base 236 to 2902 and encodes 888 amino acids.
UACAACAGACACUACACAUGCAGCCACAACUGACACUACGCAUCCAGACACUAUACAUUCAGCUACAACAGACACUUCUUAUCUAGGCACUACACAUGCAGCCGCAACAGACACUACACAUGCAGCCACAACAGGUACUGCACAUGAAGUUACAACAGGCACUACACAUGUAGCCGCAACAGACACUACACAUGCAGCAAUAACAAGCAUUACACACGCAGCCACAACAGACACUAUGCAUGUAGUAACAACAGACACUACACAUGCAGCUAUAGCAGACACUACUCAUGCAGUCACAACAGACACUACACAUGCUUCCACAACAGGCAUUGCCCAUGCAGCAACAACAGAGACUACCAAUACAAUCACAACAGACACUACGCAUGCAGCAACAACAGACACUACGCAUGCAGCAACAACAGACACUGCCCAUACAGUCACAACAGACACUACACAUGCAUCCACAGCAGAUACUCCGCAUGAAGCAGCAACGGUCACUACACAUGUAGCAACAACAGACACUAAACAUGCAGCAACACCAGACACUACACAUGCUGCCACAACAGACACUACACAUGCAGCCAAAACAGAUACUACACAUGCAGCCACAACAGACACUACACAUGCACCCACAACAGACAGUACAUACGCACAUACAACAGACAUUAUCCAUUCAGCAACAACAGACACUACCUAUACAGUCACAACAGACAGUACGCAUGCAGCAUCAACAGGCACUACCCAUAAAAUCACAACAAACACUACACAUGUAGCCACAACAGACACUACACAGGCAUCCACAACAGACACUACCCAUGAAGCAGCAACAGACACUACACAUGCAGCCACAACAUUCUUUACACAUGUAGCUACAACAGACACUACCUAUGCAGACACAACAGACAUUUCACAUGCAGCCAUAACAGACACCACACACGCGCCCACAGCAGAUACUUCAUAUGCAGCAGCGAAACACACUAUACAGGCAGGCACAACAGACACUACUCAUGCAGCGAAAACAGACACUACACAUGUACCCACAACAUACACUACAGAUGCACCCACAACAGGCACUACACAUGCAGCCACAACAGAUCCUACCCAUGAAGCAACAACAGCCACUACACCCGUAGCUACAACAGACAAUACACGUGCUGCCACAACAGACACUACACAUAGAGCCACAACAGACAUUACACAUGCAGCCACAACAGACAUUACACAUGCAGCCACAACAGACGCUACACACGCACCUACAACAGACAUAACCCAUUCAGCAACAACAGACACUACCCACACAGUCACAACAGACACUACACAUGUAGACACAAUAGACAUUUCACAUGCAGCCACAACACACACCACACAAGCACCCACAGCAGACACUACAUAUACAGCAACGAAAAACACUACACAGGCAGUCACAACAGACACUACUCAUGAAGCAAAAACAGACACCACACAUACACCCACAACAGCCACUACAAAUGCACCCACAACAGACACCACACAUGCACCCACAACAGGCACUUCUCAUGCAGCAACAACAAAAGCUUCACAUGCACCCACAACAGACACUUCACAUACAGCAACGACAGACACUACACAAGCAGCUACAAAAGACAUUACUCAUGCAGCAACGACAGACACCACCCAUACACCCACAACAGACACCACCCACGCAGUCACAACAGACACUACACAUGCAGCAACAACAGAUACUACGCAUCCAGACACUACGCUUGCAGCCACAACAGACACUACACAUGCAGCAACAAUAGACACUACACAUUCACAAGAGAUCACCUCAGGAAGUAUCUCGCUGGUGAGCACGACCUCCGGGACGACAGAAUCGUUCUACACCGUCUCACCUAUGAGCUCUACGUCAGAACGGACAACAACUCCGCCGGAUGAGUUCACCUGCAGGUGGGACAAUAUGACUGCGAGCAGCAGUGGAAUCAUGCUGCGGGACCCGUCACGCUGUCUGCACGUAGAGUGCUGGCACACCAUGUACGGCGCCUUCAUCGACGUCACAAUCGUCCAUGAAGCAAGGGGAUGUUGCGAGCUACAAAAUAACGAAAUGGUGCCAACUGGAUACGUCACAAGCACAAAAGGAGGCAGAAAGAAGCGCUGUAUCUUCGGCAAAUGGCACACUCAAUAUCUCGAUGCUGCAAAAGGCAUGAAUGCGAGCCAGGCGUUAUCAUUCAAGAACAAGACAUACCACUUCUUCCCGAGGAUGACUCCGAUCGAUGAGGCCUUGGAAAUAUGCGAGAAGAUCAACGGCACACUGGCGGUGCCGGACAGCCGCGAGCAGGAGCUCGAGCUGGGGGAGCUGGGAGCCGAGGGCUUUGGUGGACAAGCAACGUUUUACGUUAACCAGGACAAGAUUCAACAGCAUGUUCUGAACCUAGAUGACCAAGGGGGUCAACAUAACUACAUCGUAUACCCACACGAUACAAGGAAAAUGAUGCAAAUAAAUUUGAACAAGCCAGAAAGUGACUACGCUAUCCGAUCAUCUGAUGAGGACAUAGAACGACUAAGUGUGCCAAUAUGCGAGGAUGGCGGUGCAGACGAAACUAUUCCAGAAUACUUUACCAAUCUGGUGAGCAUCGGAACUCUCAGCGAACAAGGCUUACCCAAGGAGGCUGCCUACUGGGCCAUGCGUCAUGACAAGGACGCCAAAACGCUGGCCAGAAUGCAGGAAUGGCGUCUGCCACCGGUGCCGCGUAAAUUCCAAGAAGGACAUACCAACAUCGGCAAGGAACUUAGUCGCUGGGGGCCAGGGGUGUCGAUUUUUCAAAAUGGUUGGGGGUGCUCAACCCCUGCACCGGGUGACAGAUUGCAGCUUUGCCAUGCGGCACAACCGUACAAAGCGUGGUUGGUUAUCCCCAUAAGGUACUGAUAAUGCCGGGAUUUCUAUAUACUAACAUUUCCCAAGGGCAGAACGUUCUUCUUGAAAAUCAUUCUGCUCGUCCUAGUACUUGGCUACCUGAUUACAUAAACAUCUUUCCGAAAAAAAA